Messenger RNA from Entrophospora candida, 172 nucleotides. NCBI's taxonomy places the organism in Eukaryota, Fungi, Glomeromycota, Glomeromycetes, Entrophosporales, Entrophosporaceae. The record is from the annotation of a GenBank genome assembly.
AUGUUAAUCACAACUUUUGAUGGUGGUCGCAAUAACCUUUGUGGUCACAAUAACCUUUGUGGUCACAAUAACCUUUGUGGUCAUAAUAACCUUUGUGAUCAUAAUAACCUUUGUGAUCAUAAUAACCUUUGUGGUUGUAAUAACCUUUGUGAUCAUAAUAACCUUUGUGAUU